Molecule: messenger RNA, 609 nt
Organism: Rotaria socialis
Lineage: Eukaryota; Metazoa; Rotifera; Eurotatoria; Philodinida; Philodinidae
Source: the annotation of a GenBank genome assembly
AUGGUAACUAAUACAAAUCAUCCUCAAGUUAUUUUCAUCGGUAUUGCUGGCCCAUCAGGCUGUGGUAAAACAACUUAUGGCAGACAUUUAGUCGAUCAUCUUCGUUCACCGUUACAUCUCAUUGAAUUAGAUCACUUUUUUAAUCAUGGAAUUUCUAUUGAUCAUCCUAUCUUAGGACGUAUUGAAAGUCAGGAAGAGCCUGGUACAUUAGAUAUUCAACAGUUAUUAAAUCUUCUACGACAUAUUAAAUAUGAACCAGAAAAAACGACUCGAUACCAUCUCGAUAGUGUUUCUAUCAAACAUCAAAAUAAUAUAUUUAUUAUUGUCGAAGGAUUUCUUCUCUUUGCUUUAUCUAAUGACUUAACCAAUAUGUUUGAUAUUCGAAUAUUUUUUGAAUCAACAUUAUCUGAAUGUCGUAUGAAACGUUAUCGUCGCCAUUCAAGAAUUAGUGAUAAAGUGUCUGAUGAACAAAUACGAAUUCCAAAUAAAUUUCAACAAUGGUUUGAUCAUUUAGUUUGGAAUGAAUAUUUAAAGAGACGAAAUUUACAAAUAUCAAAAGCUGAAAAAAUAUUUCAAUUCGAUGACUAUAAAAAUAGACAGUACAUGUAA